ACCCUUCUGUUUUGAUACCCCCGGUUGUUUGUGUACAUUUGUUCCAAUUUCACUGUCAAAUUGUAUAUUUUGUGCAGCGUGAAAACACAAGACAGGACGUUUUCAUAAUGAAUCUGUUGCCUGCGGGUCAGUUGAGUCUACACGGUUCUCAUCGUGUGGAUAAGUUCCGCUCUCCGCCUUUCUGCUCGCAUUCUGUGACUCGCAGAACAGUUCAGCAUUACGUGUGAGUUUUCUCCGUGUUGAAAUAUUAGAAAUGGCAGAAACUGCUCCAGCACCAGCCGCUCCUGCUCCGGCUAAAGCUCCCAAGAAGAAAAGCGCAGCAAAGCCCAAGAAAUCGGGUCCCAGCGUGUCGGAGCUCAUCGUCAAGGCUGUGUCUGCCUCCAAGGAGCGCAGCGGGCUGUCUGUGGCGGCGCUCAAGAAGAUCCUGCAGGCCGGCGGCUAUGAUGUGGAGAAGAACAACUCCCUCAUCAAUAGAGCCCUCAAGAGCCUGGUGACCAAGGAGACCCUGCUACAGACCAAGGGCACCGGCGCCUCGGGCUCCUUCAAGCUCAACAAAAAAGCAGCUGAAGCCAAGGAGAAGGCUGCCAAGAAGAAGGCAGCUCCAAAGAAACCAGCGGCAAAGAAAGCGGUUGUCAAGAAAACAACGAAAAAUGUUUCGGCAAAGAAAGCAGCGACACCCAAGAAGACUCCUACAAAAGCGAAGAAACCGAAAGCUGUAAAGAAAGCGCCCAAGAGCCCGAAGAAAGCGGCUGCCAAGCCUAAAAAGGUCGUGAAGAAGAGCCCGAAGAAAGCGAAGGCAGCGCCUAAACCUAAAAAGGUGACCAAGGCAGCUAAACCCGCAGCGAAGAAGGCGGCUCCUAAAAAGAAGUGAUCAGUUAAAGCGACCAUGCGACAGUGAACCCAAAGGCUCUUUUCAGAGCCAAAACAUCUUUCUAAAAGAGCAGAUUGUCCUUGUAAACACAGGGCGAUGUGUGGAAUGUGCUGCCGUGGAACGUGUUCCGCUUUCUCGGUGGAACAGCCCGGUCUCCUCGGCGAGCAGUCCAAGACGGUGAAACAUGG
Molecule: messenger RNA, 1059 nt
Organism: Acipenser ruthenus (sterlet)
Lineage: Eukaryota; Metazoa; Chordata; Actinopteri; Acipenseriformes; Acipenseridae
Product: histone H1-like
Exons: 1
Coding region: 254-871 (205 amino acids)
Biological process (GO): nucleosome assembly
Cellular component (GO): nucleosome
Molecular function (GO): DNA binding; structural constituent of chromatin
Source: RefSeq, a predicted model, not a curated record